Messenger RNA from Mycena indigotica, 1965 nucleotides. RefSeq names its product C2 domain-containing protein. Gene Ontology annotation, biological process: siderophore biosynthetic process. The transcript is spliced from 6 exons. Bases 1 to 1965 code for a protein of 654 amino acids. Lineage: Eukaryota; Fungi; Basidiomycota; Agaricomycetes; Agaricales; Mycenaceae. The record is from RefSeq and is a predicted model, not a curated record.
AUGUCCACAGGAUACCGCCUUCCCCCAAACGAGCACGCUGGGUUUGCCGUCAUCUCUAGGCUUAUCGCCUGCCUCGUCACCGAAAGCCUCCUUUGUGCCUUCUAUAUCGAGACCCCAAAGUCAAGCGCCAUGCCAUACUCUGGCAUCCUGGUCAUUCUAGCCACCACCACGAGCGUGAUCUCGGAGCAACCUAACAUCACUCGUGCCCUCCGACCCGACGACAUAUUUGCCAUUGUUCCCCUCCACCAUGCACCAGUAUUCAAGGCCAGCCCAUCUACCCCAACAAAGCAUGGCCGCCCAGUUGGACUUGUUGACCCACUCGACAUGCUACCCGAGGUCUACGUUCUCGUAGACACUUCUGGCGAUCCGGCCCGGGACGAAUUGAGCGAGACUCUGCUCUCGAGCCUAACGCCCCCGCCAUGGGAGCUGGGCCAAUCGAUAUCACUCAGAAAGUGCACUGACCCGAUCGAGUUAUGGGACAAGUUCGUCAAAGACAUGCUUCUGCCUGACUCGCUCAGUACUGCGAUAUCGGAUGAGCUUCGAAGCUCGAUGUAUUGGCAACGUCUCUCAUACGAAAAUCCACCACAGAUUGCGUCACUCACCUCAGCGCCGAUCGAGUGGGAGCAGAGUCUCGUCGCUGGCCAUCCAACCCACCCAAUGUACCGAGCGAGGAUGUGUGUCAGCGCUCCGAAUGACUACGACUGGUAUCGCCCCAAGAUCCAUUUUACACGGGUCCCCAGUGAAAGCCUUGACAUACGGGGUUCCUUCGCGACCGUGACCCGCCAACUUGUCACACAAGCAGCACGACAAUCGGGUACCAGCAUUCCCGAAGAUGUCCCUGGCACCAUCUUCAUGCCCGUCCACGAAAUGCAGUUGCCGACAAUCCGCGAGAAAUUUGGAGACGUCGAAAUUUUAGAGCCCACAAUUGACGCCCUCGCUCAAUCUAGCAUCAGGACAGUUGUGGUCCCCUCCAUGAACAACAUGGCUCUCAAACUUUCUGUCAACAUGAAAAUAUCCUCCGCGCUCCGCACCAUCUCCCAUUGGACUGCCGACUUUGGCCCACGCUUCUCCCACGACAUCGUGCCUAAACUCAAGGUCAAUCCUCGAAUUUUCUCUGUCGAACCAGAGCCCGCGAGUGCCGUGUAUGCCGGGGUAGACAACGCGACACGGAAACACUUCACGGCCAUUUUUCGGGAAGAGUAUCAGCCGAAAGAGGGGGAAAGCAUCGCUGUCGUUGCCGCAUUGCUGGAAUCCGGUCACCACGGUGCUCCAGCGGGCGUUUCCGCCGUAGAACAUGUAUUUGGUCUCAACACCGAAUCAAAGCGUCAACAAUUCUUGGACAACUACAUCCGUCUGGCCUGUGAUGCAUUGCUCCCGCCGACACUACACAAUGGCGUAGUCUUUGAGGCCCACGCACAGAAUUGCCAACUGCGCUUCAACACGACGACAGGCGAGCUCCUUGGUUUUGUCGUUCGCGAUCUAGGGGGACUACGAAUUCACCCUCCAACAAUGAACGCAUCGCUGGGAACCAACUUCGAGUUCCUCCCUGGUCAUUGCGUCGUUACGCAAACUCUUGAGGAGACGUACCCCAAGUUAUACCACACUUUCGUCCACAACCAUCUCCAACGUUUGAUUCGCCUCUUGGGAUUGCAUUACAACGGUGUUGGGUGGGAGAUAUUACGGAACCACUUACGAAGGACCGUCCCGAGAGACCACGGCCUAUGGAAAGCGUGGAUGGAGACUGAGACAGUGGCCGGCAAGUGCCUCCUUCGCAUGCGCUUGCAGUCAGUGCACGACAAGAUGGUCUUUAGUCCCAUUCCCAACAUGUUACAGUUUGGUGGUGACACCGCAGCCAACAACAGCCUGGAGGUCAUCGCAAAUCUCGAGGAAGCCGCAGUCAAGCCCACAAUCAAGCCGAGAUAUUGGCCAUGGCCGUUGAGCCAACUCUUCGAGAAAUGGCUCUGA